UGAUCAGGAAGGAGAAAUAAAUAUGACAUCAUGAUACUCAGUGUUCACCGGCUGUCUUGUGAAUUUUGAUUUUCGGUUUCCCUUGAAUCGAUAUAAAUAGAUAUAUGCCUGUGUAAAACAUUGUGUACUGUUCGAGUGUGUUCUCUGAACAUUUUGAAUGACAUGAUUCUCGACAGAAAAGCGGAAUACGUCAUGAAUGUUGUCAAUAAGAUUAAACUGAUUGCUCGACAGAGGCUAUGCUUCAGAUCGAAUCAGUAAGAUUUGGAUAAAACGGAAGUUAUAAAAAAAAUAUACUCAAAAAAAAAAAAGAAAGAAAAGUAGCGUUUCAGCUCCACGAGGAAAAUUUUUAAGCCGUCCAAGAUUUACGUCACACUCAUCCUUCCGUGAAGUAUUGGAGUCCUUGUUUACCAAGGAGACGUCAGGUAUAUACCGGGACUAAAUAUAUUCGUUUGUUGAAGCGUAGAAGAUCAGUAAGAGCGUUUUAAGCUGAGCGCUAGUUAAAAGAAACGGCAAUGUUGUGUACAUCGGAGGCACAGAAAGAUUGGCAAACUUCCAGACCAACUAUCAAAGAGAGAUGUGCGUUUGUCUUUAACAACGAGUUCUUGAGCGAUGUGAAUUUUAAAGCGAGAUCGUCGAUUUGCGGCGAGUGUAAGGUGAUACCAGCUCACAAGUUCGUUCUUUCCAUCAGCAGCCCUGUGUUUCAAGCCAUGUUUCGCGGGAACAUGGCUGAGUCUGUUUCAAACCUGAUAGAACUACCGGACUGUGAUUAUGAGAGCUUGCUGGAGUUCUUUCGUUAUCUCUAUAGCGAUGAGGCGUAUCUUAGUGGAACUAACGUCCUUCAAGUGUUAUAUCUAGCAAACAAGUACAUAGUGCCCUCUCUCGUCGAUAAAUGCACCGAAUAUUUGCAGAAAAGUCUGAACGCAUACAAUGUGUUGCGUAUUCUUCCACACGCUCAGGCGUUCGACAAAAAUGAACUUUUAGAGCGAUGCUGGGAAUUGAUUGAUAAGAAUGCAGACAGUGUCGUGAAAUCAGAGGAAUUUUUUAAUCUUGAGAGGUGUCGAGUGGAGACUAUUGUCAACAGAGAAUCGUUAAACAUUAGAGAAUUCGAAUUAUUCAAAGCUGUUGACCGCUGGGUGUCUAAAGAAAGCGAAAGACAAGGCCUUCUUGAAAGCCUCAGUAAUUGUGAAUCAAAGCGACGGAUACUCGGGGACGGAAUAGUGCAGGGGAUACGGUUCCCACUGAUGUCACAAAAAGAAUUCAUGUCGGCCGUACCCGACAGUAACAUUCUAACGACAAGUGAAGUCAUAAACCUGAUGAAAUACUUCAGUGGUUUACCGACACCGCUUCUGCCGUUUAUACAAACUCCAAGGAAAGGAACAAUGAAGGACACGCCACAAAUGCGCCGUCGAUUGGGAACUUAUAUUCCUCCGGCAGCUUGGUGGGGACAUUCAUUUCAGAAUCGCCAAUUAACGUGUGGUUCGCCUCUUAGUUAAAGGAAAUGUGUAGCAAUAUUUGUAAUCAUUUUUAGUGUCGUUAAGAAUCGGCUUU
Messenger RNA from Pocillopora damicornis (cauliflower coral), 1548 nucleotides. Its product is annotated as BTB/POZ domain-containing protein 6. Lineage: Eukaryota; Metazoa; Cnidaria; Anthozoa; Scleractinia; Pocilloporidae. The record is from RefSeq and is a predicted model, not a curated record. Gene Ontology annotation, cellular component: cytosol. Gene Ontology annotation, biological process: neurogenesis. Gene Ontology annotation, molecular function: protein binding.